Messenger RNA from Drosophila biarmipes, 740 nucleotides. RefSeq names its product protein dj-1beta (gene dj-1beta). NCBI's taxonomy places the organism in Eukaryota, Metazoa, Arthropoda, Insecta, Diptera, Drosophilidae. Gene Ontology annotation, molecular function: protein deglycase activity. The transcript has 3 exons. Gene Ontology annotation, biological process: protein deglycation, glyoxal removal; guanine deglycation, glyoxal removal. Bases 34 to 648 code for a protein of 204 amino acids. The record is from RefSeq and is a predicted model, not a curated record. Gene Ontology annotation, cellular component: nucleus; cytosol.
GCAUUAUCGCUAUCGAUAAUUUAUCGCAGCUACAUGGUCUAUUUUGGAUUUCCUGCAAUUUCAAGGCACUUUUGUAAUUUCGCCAAAAUGUCGAAGAGUGCGCUGGUUAUCCUGGCUCCUGGGGCCGAGGAAAUGGAGUUCGUCAUAGCCGCCGACGUCCUGCGGCGCGCAGGGAUCAAGGUCACCGUCGCCGGCCUGAACGACGCGGAGGCGGUGAAGUGCUCGCGGGACGUGCAGAUCCUGCCCGACACCUCGCUGGCCAAGGUGUCCGCCGACAAGUUCGACGUGGUGGUCCUGCCCGGGGGCCUGGGCGGCUCCAACGCCAUGGCAGAGUCCGCGCUGGUCGGGGAUCUGCUCAGGAACCAGGAGUCCAGCGGAGGCCUCAUCGCCGCCAUCUGCGCCGCCCCCACCGUGCUGGCCAAGCACGGCGUCGCCGCGGGCAAGUCCCUCACCUCGUACCCCUCGAUGAAGCCCCAGCUGGUCGACAAGUACAGCUACGUGGACGACAAGAAUGUGGUCAAGGACGGAAACCUCAUCACCAGUCGAGGUCCUGGCACCGCCUACGAAUUUGCGCUCAAAAUUGCCGAGGAACUGGCGGGCAAGGAAAAGGUCCAGGAGGUCGCAAAGGGUCUUCUCGUGGCCUACUAAAGUCUCUCAGAUAAUAUUUAUUAAAGAGCUGUCUCAUAAAUUGUUCUAAACAAUUAAUGUAACCCAGAACUGAAUUAAAAUGCUAAAGAAUA